Zophobas morio is the source of this 568-nucleotide messenger RNA. RefSeq lists its product as uncharacterized. The transcript is spliced from 6 exons. Bases 254 to 568 code for a protein of 104 amino acids. NCBI's taxonomy places the organism in Eukaryota, Metazoa, Arthropoda, Insecta, Coleoptera, Tenebrionidae. The record is from RefSeq and is a predicted model, not a curated record.
AUAAAGAACCAAUUCCCUGUCUGUGCAAAAUUUUAGCUGGUGCUGUAUUCGAAUAUUACCCUAACGAAAACGUAGGGCUGGUUUCGUAUCUUAUUUGUGGCAGAGAACACAGACGGAAGGGCAUUGUUUCGUGUUUGCACGAGCAUGCUUUGAGUAUUAUAGAGUCACAAUCUGAAAAAAGAAAAAUUGUGGGGAGUACAAAAAAUUGUAUGUCUUUGCAGAAACAAACAAACAUUCAGUUGAAGAUGAAAUAAUGAGUUCUAAUCUAAGGCAUCGUGUUCUGCAAAGGUUAGGCUACUGUUUCGUAAGCACGCCUUAUAUUCAGCCUCCUUUAACCAAAGAAGAGGCUUGUCACGACUUAAUACUGCUGGUGCACGAAAGAUACGUGGAAAACUCUUACAUGCCGGCCUCUGCCAUCUUCCGUUUUGUUAACGAUUUUGCUCGAUCGAUUUACGGUUUUGAUGACUCACAAUUUUCGCAAAAAGACUUCAUGGUAAUGCUAAAGAGCCAACUGCCUAAGGAUGGGUGGGUUAAAGUAAAAAGGGAUAUGCCUUGGAAGCUAAACUAA